GAAUAGGUGGCGUAGCAUGCGUGAUGCCUUCAAAAAAUACAACAAACAUCUAAGAGAAGUGAGGAGUGGCUCGGGUGCACCAGCUAGAGUACCCUAUAUGUAUGCAGAGGACCUUGCCUUCUUGAAACCACUCAUAGAGAUGAGAGAGACCGAAGCAAGUUGGGACGAACAGGAUGUCUUGGAGGAUCAACCAGAGAGCCAUUCUGAGGCCCAAUCGGUGGCAGCAGUUUGCAUUGAUCCAAAUGAGGAAAUACCAGAAAUGCAACUUGGGUCAAAUCUAUGGGUCACAAACCCAGAGAAUGAGUCUGGAUUGGCUGAGCCUAUGCCUGGACCCUCCUCUGCUCCUGCAACCAUUGCUCGGCCUGCCAAAGUGGCACGUAAGCGAACGCCAGUAUCGCAGACGGACAUAAGCGAGCGUCUACUGGAGAUGUUACAACAAAUGGCUGGAAAGGUGGAUGCUUUCUUAUGUCCGGCUACAAUACUGGCGCUUAAUUUUGUACCAUUGAUCAAAAAAGUUCUACCUGAGAGAUAUUUAGAAAUGCGAACCACAGUAGAACACGUUCUGCAGUCAUUUACAGUGCCAAGCGAGGAAGCAACAUUGGAAAGGCCAUAUGUAACAAAAGAAACAACACACAUACACUUACCAAUGUCAGGCCAGUACCCAGACCCAGGAAACCAACCUUACCCCUAUGUUCCUCCAUCCUAUACUUCCAGCUUUCAGGAGCCAUCUUCAAUAUAUGAGGUACAACAGAGGCAAACUCCCUAUCCCAUCCCAUCCCCAAUCCCUUCAAUUAGGCCACAAACACAAAUGCAGGGGAUGUAUGUGCCACAGCAACAUUGGCCACAGCACCAUGGGCCACAGCACCAUGGGCCACAGCAACAUGGGCCACAGCACCAUGGGCCACAGCAACAUGGGCCACAGCAACAUGGGCCUCAGACACAUGGGCCUCAGACACAUGGGCCUCAGACACAUGUGCCACAGCAACAUGGGCCACAGCCACAUGGCGAGUCUAGCCAUGCUUCAAGCACUGACAUUGAUGAAACUACUUCAGCAAGUCAAUACUACUCAGAGACACCAUUAUUUACCAAAACAUAUCAACAUCUCUAAAGUUUACGUUAUGCCCACAGUAAACAAGCAUGUGUGCAUUUUUUGGAUCAAAGUUUAGUCCUGAGGUAAACUUGAAGGCAAAGUUUUUAUUUUUUAUA
This is a messenger RNA of Rana temporaria (common frog), 1206 nucleotides long. RefSeq lists its product as uncharacterized. The coding region runs from base 17 to 1108 and encodes 363 amino acids. The record is from RefSeq and is a predicted model, not a curated record. The transcript has 2 exons. NCBI's taxonomy places the organism in Eukaryota, Metazoa, Chordata, Amphibia, Anura, Ranidae.